CAAACACUCCAUUUAGAAGAACAUGUGCAUAACAUCAUGCCGACAAUACUAGCUUCAGCCAUUUCCAAAUCAUCUUCGCCAUGAAGACAUCAUGCUUUUCCAUCUUUCUCUUCUGUGCGGCGCACCAAAGUUCUGCGCGGUACCUUCGAAAUCAGGGGGGAAACGAUGUGAUCCCUGGCCAGAAUCCGUUGCAACUUGUGCCUGCAGACGGAUCCACUUUGGUUCAGAGCAAAGUCGACAACGUUGACGCUGAUGGUCCGUGGAACAACGACCUCGUCCUCAACCAAUUCCAACUUGCCGAUAGCGACCCGCCUCUCGCCAACGUAGAUGACCUUAAAGAGCAACUCACCGAGCUUCCUGAUCCAAUCCUCUUGAUUCAAGUGGAAGAAUUAUUCCAGAGUCCUUCCAGCGAUGCUGAGUCCUUCUCUGCUCGAGAUGAAGUCGACGUGGGUGCCCUCCUUGACGACAUCCACGAUGUUACGGAUGACUUGCUGGAUGCCAGCGACAUCGUCUCAGAUGCCGACGAAGUGCUCGUUCAGAGUCCGCCCAACGAGGUGGUGGCCUUGGCUGCCGAAGAUGAAGUCGACGUGGGUGCCCUCCUUGACGACAUCCACGAUGUUUCGGAUGACUUGCUGGAUGCCAGCGACAUCGUCUCAGAUGCCGACGAAGUGCUCGUUCAGAGUCCGCCCAACGAGGUGGUGGCCUUGGCUGCCGAAGAUGAAGUCGACGUGGGUGCCCUCCUUGACGACAUCCACGAUGUUUCGGAUGACUUGCUGGAUGCCAGCGACAUCAGUCCGCCCAACGAGGUGGUGGCCUUGGCUGCCGAAGAUGAAGUCGACGUGGGUGCCCUCCUUGACGACAUCCACGAUGUUUCGGAUGACUUGCUGGAUGCCAGCGACAUCGUCUCAGAUGCCGACGAAGUGCUCGUUCAGAGUCCGCCCAACGAGGUGGUGGCCUUGGCUGCCGAAGAUGAAGUCGACGUGGGUGCCCUCCUUGACGACAUCCACGAUGUUUCGGAUGACUUGCUGGAUGCCAGCGACAUCGUCUCAGAUGCCGACGAAGUGCUCGUUCAGAGUCCGCCCAACGAGGUGGUGGCCUUGGCUGCUGAAGAUGAAGCCAACGUGAGCAGUUAUAAUAUUGAAACGGUUGAAGAGGCAGCUGAGCCCUCACGCUAUGACAGUAGCAUUGAACUCGUGGAUGUGUUGGUUGACGAUCAAGAUACGGCCGUGGUUGACGUUUUGGAGGACGGGUCGGAGGGGGCAGAUCUGCUAUCAGGGGACGCUGAAGUCGAUGCAGACGGUGAUGACGUGGCCAACUAAGUAGUCGACGCAGGCAGUGAUAUAUAGUAUAAGCCCCAAUCGGGUAUUUACAGGGAGUUUCAUUUUUUAA
Messenger RNA from Aphanomyces astaci, 1389 nucleotides. RefSeq lists its product as hypothetical. The transcript has 3 exons. The coding region runs from base 81 to 1319 and encodes 412 amino acids. Lineage: Eukaryota; Oomycota; Saprolegniomycetes; Saprolegniales; Verrucalvaceae. The record is from RefSeq and is a predicted model, not a curated record.